Monopterus albus (swamp eel) is the source of this 3044-nucleotide messenger RNA. It is a transcript of the gene purg, whose product is annotated as purine-rich element binding protein G. Gene Ontology annotation, molecular function: purine-rich negative regulatory element binding; DNA-binding transcription factor activity, RNA polymerase II-specific; RNA polymerase II transcription regulatory region sequence-specific DNA binding. Gene Ontology annotation, biological process: regulation of transcription by RNA polymerase II. The transcript has a single exon. NCBI's taxonomy places the organism in Eukaryota, Metazoa, Chordata, Actinopteri, Synbranchiformes, Synbranchidae. Gene Ontology annotation, cellular component: nucleus. The record is from RefSeq and is a predicted model, not a curated record. The coding region runs from base 1382 to 2410 and encodes 342 amino acids.
UACUUUGCGCCAAGAAAAAAGUGGACAAAAAUAUAAAAACAAAAUCCACAUAAUUUCGACUAAGUUAUGAGACACUCAGUGAUAGAUAAGGAUCACACUUGAAGAUCCGUCCUGUUGCAGCCUGCAGGAAUCAGUGACGUGAGAGAACUUGAAGGGGUUAUAGUUAUUUAUUAUAAUGCGUGUGGAGAAAAACACAUCAGCAUGGAUACAUUGCUGAUCUUACAUGGUUAAACAAAGACUACAUAGGAGCUGGGGGCCAGACACCCCCUGACUCAUUUUUCCAUCUAAUAACACUGAUUCUGUCCCUAAUAUGAACUGGAUGGUUAGAAAUAAGACCAAAAAGAAAGUGCACACAGACUAUCCGACUGGUUCCUGCAGCUGUUCUGUUGGCUUGUAGGGCGUUGCAGUGACAUCCCUUAGGCGGUAUGAAAAAAGUAGGAUGAUUAUACCUGCUGUGUGAAGGCUGCACGGUUGUUGUUUUCAGACCAGCUUCUUUUUUCUCCAUUACUAAGUCAAAAUUUUUCUGCAUCCUCUAUGCCUGACAGAAAUGGGCUUGGGAAGCUGAGGAAGCAGCAAAAGUGACUAUACGCUGUGUAUCGAACUGUGUAGAAAUAAAAAGGUACAAACAAGGCACUGUGGUAUUAGGAGCAGGCAGGUUAUCUUGUAUAACUGUCUGAAAAGUAAACGAGAAUUCUAAUUGUUAUGAUACAUAACUUUCAUUUUUAUAUCUUAUUGAAACUGACUUAAAUGUACUAUAAAUAGGGGCCCACCAUGAGACACUGAGUCAGAAUUUUGAUCUAUAUAAUCAUUUUUUUCUUAACCAUUCCUGAUUUCUACUACAUUCUCUUCACCAAUUGACAUAUUGAGUAACUCGAGGACUCGGUGCAUGAUUUGAGGUGUCAUUUCCUGAAAAUCCCGUGUAGAAUGGUUGCAGAUGCGCUCGAUGCAGCUGAAGGCUCCUGUGUGAGAAGUACAGGCUGAACAGCGACUGUGUAAAUCGUGUCUCUUUAACUGAGGUAUUCUCAGGACGGGGAGGGGGGGGUGGAUGGGUUCAUCGGGUUCAUGUAGUAUUGGGCGCCUCCUCCCAUUUCAGGUUGGCUGCUUCUCUGGCUCACAGUGUAAGGCAAAUAGGUGAUGGAAAAUGACAUGCAAGUUUGCAGUAGAAAUGACUAAAUAGUCGAGGCUGACCUUUAUUCGGGACACAGAAAGUCGAUCAGCUGAUGUCUCCAAAGUAGCUGCCAUUUUCAGGUCAUUCGAGGCAUCUGGCUAACUUGUUUGUAGCUCAAGCCACUUGUAUAAGCCUGCUGUCUUCGCCUGUUAGUCGCCCACUGGGAUGGGGGAAUAGCUUUGUCCUGUGCUGUCUAGUGGAGGAAUAUCAAUCAUGAUGGCUGAUGGAUGUUGCAGAGGGAUGGAAAGAGGCAGGGGUAAGACUGCAGCAGAUUCUUUACCGAGAUCUACGUAUCCUCAGCAAUAUGUGCAGAGCGGAUCACAGCAGCAGGGCAAUGACAUCCAGGAGUUAGCCUCAAAACGCGUCGACAUUCAGAAGAAACGCUUCUACUUGGAUGUCAAGCAGAGUGUACGCGGACGCUUCCUCAAAAUAGCCGAGGUGUGGAUUGGAAGAGGCCGUCAUGAUAACAUUAGAAAGAGCAAGCUGACGCUGUCUAUGUCGAUGGCCCCGGCUCUACGCUACUGCCUGGGGGACUUUAUAGAUUAUUACGCCCGUAUCGGACUGCGGGGGGGCCUGGCGCCUCCGCAGCUCGAGGAGCACAGCAAAGACGGCCAGGGCCGCGCGCACGACUCCCGCAGAAGAGCGCAGGAGCAGCACGCGGCGCAGUCUCCCACCAGCUCAGCGGUGUCCGACGACCAUGCCCACCGCGUGCUCAAGAGCGAAUUCAUCGAGAGAGACAACAGAAAGUACUUUCUGGACCUGAAAGAGAACCAGCGAGGUCGGUUCCUCCGCAUACGGCAGACUGUCAACAAGGGACACGGCACCAUGGGCUACUACGGCCAGGGCAUCGAGCAGACCAUAGUGCUGCCCGCGCAGGGGCUCAUCGAGUUCAGAGACGCGCUGUCACAGCUCAUAGAGGACUACGGAGACGAGGACAGCGACGAGCGCGGCCGAGCCGUGUCCAGGGCUCAUAGCGACAACCCCGAGCUUCCAGAGGCUGCGUCUUUCCGAGUGGACAAGAAGAGGUUUUACUUUGACGUCGGGUCUAACAGGUUUGGUAUCUUUUUAAAAAUUAGCGAAGUGCGGCAGCCUUAUCGAAACACCAUCACAGUUCCUCUAAAAGCCUGGGCUCGGUUUGGUGAAAAUUUCAUCCGGUACGAGGAGGAGAUGCGACGAAUUUUCUUGUGUCACAAAGAGAAGAGGACAGACGCUCGGCAGGACAGCGAGGAGCAGGAGGACUGACCUUGGCAGUAGGCUGGCUGUGCUUUUGCAUGUAUUCUGGGGAUUCUUUUGAUGAAGAAAAUGUCCCCAAAUACUCUCCACCGUGUACUGUAUAUGUCCAUUAAAUGCUACACUAGAUGUUGUGGCCCAUCUGCCAAGGGCUGAUAAACUACAAUUUAAUCUGCCAAGAAGUCAUUCAUUCAGCCUAAUGUCUACAUCUGCUUUUCUUUCUCAGUGCUAUUCCAUGCACUUUAGCCCCUUAGCCAGGGCCAGACCAAAAAUAUUUGGGGCCAUGAGCAGAAUUUUAUAAUUCUCCACCACUCCCCUUUUAAAUGUAAGAGUGUAGUGUAGAUUACAGCAUUAAUUGCAAGUGAGACAGGAGGGUGUCACGGUAUUAGCAAUGUGGUGUGAAAACCACUUUAAUAGCUUGCCCUCUAAGCAUAUUGGUUAGCAGUUUUACUAUGAACCUGUCAACCAGUCCUUGAAAAUGAACUGAGAUGAACUGAUAUACACCAAUUUAACUUGUCCAGUAUAGUUUAGUUUUUAUUAAAGUGCAAAUUAAGAAUGGUCCCAGAAGGAAAACCUAAAAUUUUAGUAAUGACAUUUUUAUUGAAAUUGAAAAUAAUGAAGAGAGGAUCUCUCAUGUGGAAUUUGC